This is a messenger RNA of Lactuca saligna, 932 nucleotides long. The record is from the annotation of a GenBank genome assembly. NCBI's taxonomy places the organism in Eukaryota, Viridiplantae, Streptophyta, Magnoliopsida, Asterales, Asteraceae.
AUGACCAUUUCUUCACUCAACAAUCGACUUCCUUCACACAAGAUUACAAAAUUCAUAUGGCGACUUUCAACACGUGUCAAAUAUAAUACAGUGCUAAUGGCGUCUGUGGCUGGAGUUAUCAACGGUUGCGUUUCAUCUUCCACUUCAUCUUCAUCGUCGUGGGGGAAACUGAAGAAAUCUCACGAGAAGAUGACGACGACGACGAGUGCUGGUAAGAGGUUUCGAGUUAGCUGUGCUUUUACGAGUUCUCUAGCUUCAGAUCCAUAUAAAAUAUUGAGGAUUCAUCCUGGUGCUUCUGAAUCUGAGAUAAAAAAAGCUUUCAGACAGCUUGCUUUGAAGUAUCAUCCGGACGUUUGCAAAGGAAGCGAUUGUGGAAUCCAAUUUCAAGAAAUUAACGAAGCAUAUGAUAUAGUAAUGAAUAAUUUAAGGGGUGAAAUGACUGUAGAAGAAACACAGGAUGAACCGUUGGAUGAGACGAUGAGAGGAAUGGAGGACCCUGAUUGGGACAUGUGGGAGGAAUGGAUGGGUUGGGAAGGAGCGGGUAUACGUGAUUACUCCUCACACAUUAAUCCUUACAUCUAAUUUUUUUUAAUUCAUCUCCCUAAACUUAUUUCUUUUCACAUUCUUUCUUCUUGUGUAAGGGAAACUAAAUAUGCAUGUAUAUAUUUAGAAAAGAAUUGUAAAUUUUAAUAUAUUCGUUAUGAUAAUAUAUACAUGUAUAAUUAUAAUUCCUAGAUCCAUUGUUGGUUUUGUGUACAAAAAAUGGUGUAUGGGUCGUACCAUUGGAGCCUCGUUUGUAUCAUGUGAUACAUGUAUAAUUAUAAUUCCUAGAUACAUUAAUAUAUUAAAAUCUAAUGUGAUACAUGAAUUCUCAUGUGUGUUUUUGGCAUUGUAUCAUGUGAUGACCAAAAUACAUGUUUUGAUAUUGAAUU